Molecule: messenger RNA, 2922 nt
Organism: Henningerozyma blattae CBS 6284
Lineage: Eukaryota; Fungi; Ascomycota; Saccharomycetes; Saccharomycetales; Saccharomycetaceae
Gene: RTP1
Product: Rtp1p
Exons: 1
Coding region: 1-2922 (973 amino acids)
Biological process (GO): protein secretion
Source: RefSeq, a predicted model, not a curated record
AUGACUGAAAAGAAAGUUUCAGUCGCUAAUUUAUUAGCAAAACAACCUCAAGUAGUUAAUAAUACUCCAUUGGACAAUUUUUUUAAAACAUUUGAUAAUGAAUUCAUUUCCACAAUUAACAAUUACUCAUUAACAAACAAUAUUAAGUCUACAUCACUUUAUUCGUGUGCCAAAUGUUCAGAUAAUAAUGAAUUUGUUAAAAAGUUACUGAGUUAUUUUAAUGAAUUAUAUAAAAUUAUAAAAGAAACGAAAACUAAAAAUGACCUUUUACCUGUAUCAUUAAAUGACUUAAAAUAUAUUGAUGAUCUUAUUUCUUUAAUCGUCACCCAUGGAAUCGAUGCCAAUAUUGAUAAACCUCAUCAAAUACCAUUAAUUGACAAAAACAUGUCAUCACUGAAAAAUGGGAACGAAUCAUUGGACAGAUUUAUUGUACCUAAUUGCCAUUCAAAAAAUAAUACCACACUUAUAUAUGUUUUGAAAAAAUUAUUUGAAUUCUUCACAACAGAUACGGAGGAUGAUUAUUUAAAAUCUUCAUUACUAAAGGGACCAUUAUAUACUAAUACAUUAGUUGGAAUGGUUAGCUUAUUUCUUACAUCAAACGAUUCUCAAAUGAAUAUCAGGAUAGACAUUCUAGAAUCUGUCCAAGAUACGUAUGCUUUAUUUGAGAUAUAUAAUUUUUUACUUCGAACAAUACCUAAUAAACUGAUGAAAGAUUUUAUAUUAGAAAAACUAUCUACUUUACCCCUACGCCGCUCAAACGGUAUUAUUAGUUUAGUUGAGUUUGUUGUAGGUAUCCGAGAAGAUGAACAAAUUAAUAUUGAAAAAUUGACUCGAGUUAAUCAAAUUUUAAUGUCCAAGCCAAGAAAUUUUUCAAAUAUUAAAUAUUUAUCGGAACUUUUCAAACAAAUAAUCCAUGGAUUAAGUCUUCUUGAUAGACCUGUCUUAAUUAGUUGUUUGAAUAAUUUAUUGGUAGAGUUUUAUAAUAGAAACUCAAAAAUAGUUGAGGAUUUUUUAUUCAAGCCUAUUAAUAAUCUUCAUUUCAAUAUUUCAGAAAAAUCAAUAUCUUCAAUUGAAUUGAACAAUCAUAUUAAUGUUCUUCUAUCACUAUCUAAAAAUUCAUCUACCGAAUUUAUUACAUCUUUUAUUAAUUCAUACAAUAAAGCUCAAUUUUUCUUAAAUCUAUGGAUAUAUUGCUCAUAUUUGAAUAAGAACCAAAAUUUAUUGUUUACAAGCACGUCCAAUAACAGUGUAAAGGGAUCUGAUUAUUUUGAAGUUAUCCUUUCUUUAAUCCAAUCAUUCUUACUUAUAUCUAAUUCUUAUGAAAUUAUUGAGAACAUUAGUUUAAAUUUAGUCAAAUUGGAACAUUCAACUUGGAAAUAUUCAAUCGAUCUUGAAUCUAAAAUGGCAAAGAUUAUUAUCAAAGACAACGUAAAAGUUAUGGAGGAAUUGAAACUGGCAAAGCAAAAUGAAGAUAAUUCUAUCAUAAUGACAGAGUUUCUUAAUGAUAUUGAUUUAUCGAUUGAACUAUUUAUUAGAUUAUUAAAAUUAGUUGAUAAUGAGGAGAUCAGCAAGCAAAUCUUUUUUACUGUUAUUCGUAGAUGGGUGAAAAAUACCACUGAACAAUCCAAUGAACAUAAUGGUAUGAAUAUGAAUUUAACUGAUAAUAAUAGUGCGAUAGUGCUGAUGGAUUUAAAAUUAUUGGAACGAUUAAAUAUGGAAUAUAAAGAUACAGUUGCAAAUAAUGUUACCGAUAUGCUACAAUUGAUUGAAAAACUAUUAAGUAUCAAUGAUCAUGGGAGUUCGAUUGAAAAUAAAACUCAAAAUUUAGAUGUUGAAGAUUCAGAUGAUGAAAAUUCAGAUGAUGAAAAUCCAAAAAAUGAAGAUUUAGAGAGAAUAUCUCCAGAAUCAAAUAAAAAUUUAAAUGCAUCAGUACCUAUUUUAUUGGAAUUGCUGUCCACUAUAUUAAUUACAUCCAGCAAUUCCGAGUUAUUUAUCCAUAAAAAUAAACUACAAAGAAUUAAAGACAAAUUAAUACAGAUGAAUUAUUCUGCUGCAAAAGAACAAGCAGAUAAGAUUACUGCACUAUUGGAUCAAGAUGGUAACACUGAUGUAGUAAAUAUAUCGUUGACUAAAAUUUCACAAGAGAAAAAGGAUCAGGAAAUAUUAAAUCAAGCUAUGAUAAAUUUAAAUGACGUUUUAAUCCCAAUUAAGGCACAUGGUUUAUUAAAGUUGCGUGAAUUAGUAGAAAGACAAUCGAUGGUAGUAUCAAUCUUAAGAGUGAUCCAAUUGCAUGUCCAGGCAUUACGUAAUCAAGAUCCAUACGUGUACCUAAAUGCUAUUAAAGGGCUAUCCAGCUUGUGUGGAUUAUAUCCAGAUGCGACCAUUUCUAAAAUGGUUGAAAUAUAUGAAAAACAGAUAUUACCAGUAGAUGAUAUUCUGAAAAUUGGUGAAGUUCUCGUAAGUUAUAUCCGUAAGGAAAAUGAACUAUUCACAGGUAAAUAUGCAGAUUUGAUAAUUAGUAGCUGUCUACGUAAAGUACGUCGAAGAGAGGCCAGAAACGAAAAACAUUAUGAUAAUAGAAUUAGAAUGUCUGCCAUGUCAAUAAUGGGAGUAGCUCUUCAAAUGAAUGCUUUGGGAGUUCAAAACCAUAUUUCUCAUAUGCUUGAUUGUGCGUUUGGGAUUUUACAACUGGAAACAAGUAAAGAACCUCGAUCCAACUCUUUUAUGAUGAGACGUUCUGCGAUACAUUUGAUCCAUGACUUGAUCUACAGCACAGGCAUAUCCUUAUUUCCACCUCAGUACCCUGUUGCCAAGACAAUAACUCUUCUUGAAUAUACAACUUCUACUGACACCGACGCUCUUGUUAUUGAACAAGCAAAACAACUCCUCUCUAUCUUACAAGAACAUGUGCUUACAAUCUAG